AUGGAUUAUAUUAGUCCAUCAUAUAAUUGUACAUCUCACCCACUUAGUAACCAAGCUUGCCUGGCAUAUGAUCUUGGGUGCUUCUCACCAAUGGACUAUGUUAGUCCAUCAUAUAAUUGCACAUCCCACUCACUUUACAACCAAACGUGUUCGCCAUGUGAUCUUGGGUGCUUCUCACCAAUGGACUAUGUUAGUAUAUCAUAUAAUUUCACAUCCCACUAUAAUUUCACAUCCCACCCACUUUGCAACCACACGUGCUCGCCAUAUGAUCUUGGAUGCUCACCAUCGGUGAAAGUUGCUAGUUUUCAAGAUGAUUGGUGGCUAGGUCACUCACAUGUAGGUAUAGUACUUAAAGACUCAAGUGAGGCAAAUUUCUCGAACUUGACUUUCAAUAUUGAAGGUUCAGAUCCGAUUGAAGUCUGGAGUAAUAUAAGUUUCUCGAACUUGUCCUUCAAUAUAGGUUAUGUCGGAUGCAGAUCAAAGGGUGCUGCAGUUGCCUACGGGGCUGCUCCAAUUGAAUGUCUUUUGGGAUUGUUUUGCUUAUUUCUUUUACUUUGGUGA
Messenger RNA from Dujonia railenensis, 561 nucleotides. NCBI's taxonomy places the organism in Eukaryota, Fungi, Ascomycota, Pichiomycetes, Serinales, Debaryomycetaceae. The record is from the annotation of a GenBank genome assembly.